Loa loa (African eye worm) is the source of this 1455-nucleotide messenger RNA. RefSeq names its product YggS family pyridoxal phosphate enzyme. NCBI's taxonomy places the organism in Eukaryota, Metazoa, Nematoda, Chromadorea, Rhabditida, Onchocercidae. The record is from RefSeq and is a predicted model, not a curated record. Gene Ontology annotation, cellular component: intracellular anatomical structure. The coding region runs from base 159 to 956 and encodes 265 amino acids. The transcript is spliced from 5 exons. Gene Ontology annotation, molecular function: pyridoxal phosphate binding.
GAACACAUACUUCAAUGACAAAACGACGGCUCGGACCAGAUGAAAGAAUUUGAGAUGGAAACCGAGUGGUUACUCUAUUAUAAUGACGGGAGUGUGAGUGUGGUUUAAGUUAGAUUUGCAGCGUACGUAUCGUCACGAAUCUUUUCCGUUUCUCCACAAUGGCCGUGAGGCAGGUGGGAGACUUAUGCCGUGAUUUGGGUGGAAUUGGUGAGGAAUUGAACAGUGGCGCACUGGUUGAUAAUCUUCAACUCGUACUACGACGUAUCGAAAAUGCAUCAAAAAAAGCAGAACAAAGUCCUUACUGGCGUGGACAAAAACCGUCACUGAUAGCUGUUUCGAAGACAAAAUCAUCUUCGCUCAUUCAGUGUUGCUACGAUGCGGGGCAAAUGAAAUUUGGCGAGAAUUAUAUUCAAGAACUUGCAGAUAAAGCGAAAACGUUAAAAUCAAAAUGUCCGAAUAUACAGUGGCAUUUUAUUGGUACAAUUCAAUCAAACAAGAUUGCAAAGUUAGCGGAGAUCAAUAACUUGAGUUGCGUGGAGACGAUCUGCAACAAGAAACACUCCUCUAUACUGGAAAAAGAGAUUGCAAAGCAUAAUCGGACACUGAAGGUUUUGGUACAAGUUAAUACAAGUAAGGAAAAGCAGAAGGGAGGGACAACGCCUGAAAUGGCAGUGGAAUUGGCUGAGUUUAUCCGGGUACACUGUCCAUCACUGAAGUUUAGUGGUUUUAUGACAAUUGGUUCUUUCGCUCGUAAUAUGUCGGAAACUCCCAACAGAGAUUUUAUAGAACUUUUCAAAGUACGAAAAACGUUUUGUGAACUCACAGAAGAAAAUGAGGAAAAUUUUGAACUUUCGAUGGGAAUGUCAAACGAUUUUGAAGCAGCAAUAAUGUUGGGUAGUACAUCGGUACGUAUUGGUAACGCCAUAUUUGGACAUCGUUUACUAAAAGGAGAAUAGUGACAACUUGUCGCAGAGUCAUUUUCAUGGUCCAUAUGACUCAUUUAAUUUCAAAUUAAUCAUUUUGGGUGUUCUUGUAAAUUCUUUUCCAGUAUUUGUGGUCUAUAUUGUCACUUCUCUAACCUUUUGUACUGCUUCAUGAAUUUAAUCCAUAUUGAUGUUAUUACCAAAUUCUUUUAACGUAUUUACCCUUCUUGAAGAUUUCUGUCUGUUCAGAAGCUUUGAAAAUCGUACAUAUUUAGUCAAAUAGCAUUGUUUAGAUUUGAAUCCAGCAUGUAAAUUGAUGGAAAAACAUUUCAUUCGUAAAUUUCGUUUCAGUUUCAUGGAUGCUACCUGAAGAUGUGACAAUAUAUUUAUCCUCUGAGCAUUUUCAAACAUCUUUCUUGUUCCUAGAUUAAGGGGCUGUUGCAUUGAACAUUCAUGUUAAUGGUUAUUAGGCUUGUUAAGAAUUUUAUCUUUUACAGUGAAGUAAACUCGUUUUAUCUUUCUAUAACACCAA